AUGACGAUAAUGAUUUUUCUUACGCAACAGGAACCCAAGAAUGAACAUGUAGCCAUGGCAGCAUACAUGAAUCCAAAGUUAAUUAGCAGAGAUCCGCCUCUUUCCGUUGUUGGUGGCAAUGCUGUUAAACCUCGACCAAGGACAACCAGACCUGGCACAGCACUGUAUGGGGACCAUGUUCACAAUGACAGAUCUGCUGAGAGUGAUGACAUUGCUGCCUUAUUAUCUCGAUUACAGUCUACAAAUCUGAGAGGAGACCAACAACCCAAGUCAACUAAACACUUAAUGAAUAUCAAAUGUUCCUGUGGUGAUCUGUCAAACCUCACAUUAAAACUUGAAGACAUUUCUGAAAGUGACAGUGACUCAGACCAGUGUGAAUUCUCAUUUUCUCAACUCUUAUCAACUUUAAUUGCAUACAACAAAAAGGAUUUCAAGAAAUUAUCGGUUCCAGUUAAGAAUUUGAUAUCAAGUUACAAUGAGAAUGAGAUUAUUACACAUGAACAACUCAAACAGUUAUUGGAUUUGCUCAAUAAUGGCAGCAUUCCAGUUAAAGAAGCUGUUGCCAUAGUAAUACAACGAAUAUCAUGCCAUGAGACAAAUGCUGAGAAUUUAAUUGAGAGGAAUUUUGUAUACCAUUUAGUGAAAUUGUUAGAAAGACCAGAAACAACAUUACAAGCCUAUUCUACUUGCAUUACAAAAGAUCACCAAAACCUCUGCAGUGACAUUUGGAUGGAAUAUAUGGUAGUUAAAGGUCUGCCUUUAAUCGCUAACAUAUUAUCGCAUAGUAAUAUCAAAUCAGUACAAGUAGCAGCUUUAUGUGUCAUGAGAUCAUUGGCAGCAAAUGGUAAAUUAUGUAUAUUAAUUGUAGACCAGUGUAUGCAACCAAUAAUGGACAAUGCCUAUUUGAGUAAAGAACAUAAGAAAGUAACAUGCAGUAUCAUGGCAAAUUUAGCUGCACAUAAUGACCAUAUUAUAUCAAAUAUAUUAGACUGGAACACACUACCUCUCAUCAGUACUGUACUCAAAGAUGGAACUUGUGGUGCCCAAAUAUAUGGAAUGACAUUUCUUGCUAAUCUCUCUGAGUGUGACUAUGGAUUAUCAGUUAUAUUAGAAGAACAGUUGGUUCAAUAUGUCAUCUAUUCUAUAGCUAAUUCUAGUUGCAGAGAGAUACGAGAAACAGCCUGUAGAAUUAUAAAAAACAUGUUGGUAUGUAGAAAGACACCACAAUUGAGAGAUUUUAUACUUCAGAUAGCAAACCUAAACUCUCAAAAAGAUACAACAGAGGCAGAUAUGGACAUGACAACACUUGACACAGAGGCACUGUUAAAAUUAGGAAUUGGACGUAAAGAAGUCAGUGCAAAAGUGGAAAAAGGAGUUAAGAAGUUGACGUGUAUAUUGAUUACACUGUUACUCCGAGAAGCUAAAAUUGAUGUGAAUGCUGAAACUAAGAAAGUACAAAACAUAGGUUUUCGUCCUUCACGUGACAGAUAUCAAACACUGAAAUAUAUUAUCAGCUGUCUGACUGCCAUUAUUGCACUUCCACUCAAUAAACCAAGAUAUUAUGAUGGGGCUGGUGAUGCAGAAACAAGACCAAACUGCCAACAUCAAAAGACUAAUCCAAAUAUGGUCAAAAUUCUUGUUGAGAAUGGUGCCCUCUAUGUGUUAGAUGUGCUGUUUGUUUACUCUUGUAAACUGAUAGGAAACAACAGUGGAAUGAUGAGUAGUGAAAACAACAGUGGAAUGAUGAGUAGUGAAAACAACAGUAUUGAUGUGCUGCAUUUACACGCAUUGAUGAAUAUGUGGGAUAAACCAGAUACUGUGACGUUUAGAUUUGACCCAAAGGAACUGUACUUUGUCCAUCACAUGUUGACAUUCAUCUCUAUAUUUGUGAGUUUCUGUUCACGAUUAGUAUAUGCUGAUCUCGAACAAAAAAUUCUGCAAGAUUUGAAGGAAGAGCAGCAAGAAUGUAAUAAGGAUGAUGACGUUGAUGAAAAAAGUACUCCCAUUAAUGACAAUCCUGACAAGAAAGUUACAUGGUGUGACUCAAUUCCAAGUAUAUUGCAUGUACCAUCACAUCCAACAUCAUCAUCUGUGUUGCUAGCAACACCACGCCAACCAAGUAGACAAGGAAGAAGAACAAAAUUAAAAGAGCGGAUAAGACCAUCAUCUGGAUAUAGAUUUCACAGGAGAGGAUGUAAUCCUGCAGAAAAUAGUGACAAGUUAUUUUUUGAAAGACUGGAAAGAGAAAUGUCUGAUUUGAAGAAACAUAUGAAGCUGUUAAUGCUGAAAGAGGGUGUAAUACAAAGUGUUGGCCCUUGGUUACAAAGUGAUUUUAUUGAAAUCAAAGUUACAGUACUAGAUAUACUACAAUGCAUGAUACAACCAUUAAUAGGGACAGAUUAUGGCAUGAAGUCUGUAACUCCAUUUAGUAAAAGACCAACCUCAGCAAAGACGAUAACCGAAAGAGAUGAAGCAAUACAAAGAGCAUUAGGUCACAUGACAGAUUCCUCAGCUAUGAUUAUAAAUGAUGCACUCAAUAAAGCAAAAAGACCAAGACCAGCAUCAGCUCCUUCCAAAAAUACUAAAGGUAAACUACAAGAGCGCCAUGCUCCUCAUCGGCUGUUGUCUUGGAAACCCACUAUAGAUUACAGUCAUCCCUUAUCAUGGCAGUGUUGUCUAUCUAUAUUUGAUGUAUGUGGCAUGUCUAAUAUGAGUGGGUUGUCAAGCAGUAAUCAUCAAGUGAAAUUAAAGUCAUUAAUGAUUAUACAUAAUGCGGCUGCUUUUGGAGAGACAACUAUUCAUAUGAAGCUGUCCUCUCUUGGAUGUAUUCCUAAAUUAAUUGAAUUUCUACGACUGAAUGAUGGAGAAGAUCUGAUGCAGAUAUUAGCUUUAAUGACAAUACGGACCUUAGUAACAGAAGACACAAGAUUAAAGCAACUUUUUGUCAAACAUGGUGGAGCUGAUUUAUUGAUGGCUAUGUCCAAUUGGACAAGUGGAAUGGUCAAAAAAGAAGUCACACAGACCUUGACAAGUAUCACAAGAA
This is a messenger RNA of Saccoglossus kowalevskii, 3043 nucleotides long. RefSeq lists its product as uncharacterized. Gene Ontology annotation, molecular function: protein binding. Lineage: Eukaryota; Metazoa; Hemichordata; Enteropneusta; Harrimaniidae. The record is from RefSeq and is a predicted model, not a curated record.